Messenger RNA from Gastrolobium bilobum, 1110 nucleotides. RefSeq lists its product as uncharacterized. Bases 1 to 1110 code for a protein of 369 amino acids. Lineage: Eukaryota; Viridiplantae; Streptophyta; Magnoliopsida; Fabales; Fabaceae. The transcript is spliced from 2 exons. The record is from RefSeq and is a predicted model, not a curated record.
AUGGGAAUUCAGCCAGUACAACUUACUCCUCAACCUGCCGCGUGGGAAAUAGCUAUAGAGAAAUUGGCUCAGACAACAACAUCUCUCAAAAAUCAAGAAGCAUAUAUUAAGAAUCUGGAAAUUCAUAUUGGUAAGCUUGCCAAGCAGAUGGUUGAGAGGCCUCCAGGUACCUUUUCUAGUGAUACUAUCAUUAAUCCCAAAGAACAAUGUAAUGUCAUCACUACAAAGAGUGGGAUAGUAAUUCAACCUGUGGAAAAGCCUAUAGUUGCACCAAGCAGUAAAAAUGAUUCAGAAAAAGAAAAGUCUGCUGAAGAAAAAGCUGAUAACCCUAUUGAUGAAAAGUUGCAAAUAAAUAUUUUGAUCAUUGAAGCCUUAGAGAAUAUGCCUAGUUAUGCAAAGUUCAUGAAGAUCUUGUUGUCAAGGAAGCACAAACUUAAAGAAGAAAUGGAGACAGUAGCUUUGACGGCGAAAUGUAGUGCAAUUAUCCAAAAAAAAGUACCCCCGAAGCCCAAGGAUCCUGGUAGUUUCAGCAUAGCUUGCACUAUUGGGAAUGUUCAUGUGGGUAGAGCACUUUGUGACCUUGGGGCUAGCAUCAAUUUGAUGCCACUUUCCUUCGCUAAGUCCCUAGGAAUUACUGAAUUAAAGCCUACACUACUCUCUUUACAACUUACAGACAGAUCUAUCAAGAAACCAGAAGGAGUGGUUGAAGACGUACUGGUGAAGGUUAAUGAUUACAUCUUCCCUGUAGACUUUGUGGUAUUAGAUAUGAAAGAAGAUUCUAAAGUACCUCUCAUUUUGGGAAGACCUUUCUUAGCUACAACUCGAGUUUUGAUUGAUGUUGAGCAAGGAAAGUUAGUAUUUAGGGUAAAUGGUGAGCAAUUUACUGUCAAUAUGUUUGAAGCCAUGAAAUACCCAAAAGAAAAAGGUAACUGCUUUCAAAUCGAUGUGAUCGAUGAAGCUAUAGCAGCAUUUGCAGAUGAGAUUAACUCUGCACCUUCAAUAGAGGGAUCAUUUGCAAGGAUUCUGCAAUCUUCUAAUCUAUUAAAUGAGGUUCUAUUGGAAGAAGUAGUAAAAGACAUUGAUGUUAUCUCUGACGAUUAUGAGUUUUAG